CAUAGGAUGUGGUGCAAUCCAGCCAACUAAGAAUAAAUAUAACUGACCACCCCUCCCCCUACCUCACUGGAAACUCACUCCUCGAGUGAUGUAGAAUUGGUACUUCAUAUCUACUCCCUCCCAUUCAGCCCAUUAAUUUUUUACCGAGCCAAUCAGAGACCGUCAACAAACUGAUGACGAACGUUACUUUUGGAUAAGAUAAUUUGAUUGGCUGAUACUGACGACAGAAAUGGCGUACUUCAUUUGGGGAGCAAAAACAGUGUUCGUAUCAUUAUUGAUUAUCGAUGUGGCAUUGUUAGCUCUUGUUAUAACGAUUACAGGCAGAACAAAAACCCCAUAUCAACAAGUCCUACCUAGGAAAAAAGAGGACCCCUUACGUGCUCUACAUCGCAUCAAACCCAACAGAUCAGCACCAUUAGUUAAUGGAUGGUAUGAGUCUUGCCGUAUCAGACUGGGAGACACUUUAAUGCGCACCAAUGAAUCUUGUCUGGGAGGGAUUUUCAACGACAUCCUUCUCGUCAUCGUCUAUCACUAUCCAUUAUACGACAGCAUUCCCACCCUUACCAAGUUCUACGACCUUGCUUUUAAGAAAGUCGUCAUAUGUGGUCCUCAAAAAAAUGAUUCGUACCCAGUAAUCACAGUUGAGGUCAAAGCUGGUCAUUACGCAUAUGAAUGUCUUGGACAAGCAAUAAGAGAAAAUCCAGGCUACGCUGGAUAUAUGUACAUCAAUGACGACAUGAUUGUUAAUUGGUGGAAUCUAGGUCGCUUCAAUACCAACAGAAUAUGGAUUGGAAGCGAUAUCGAACUAGGAGCAGAAGUUGGUAAGCCAGAACCCAGAGGUAACUGGCCUUGGUGGUCCAAGAAAUCACCUGGUCUAAUGACAUGUGGACAAACGAUUAAAGAACUAGAAAAUCUUGCUGAAACAGGAAAUAUGACGAGUUUAUAUAACAUUUAUAUGAACAACAGUCGUGGUAAACGAUUAUGUAGGUCGGGGCUGUCGGACUUCUUCUACGUUCCUAAGAGAAUCGCAAAUGAAUUUCAAAUAAUUUCUAAUAUAUUUUUUAGGAAUAAAGUAUUUCUUGAAAUAGCAGUACCGACAAUACUUACAUUCCUGGACAUCGAGCUUAAUUUUGAACAUGUUUAUGGAUUUUAUCUUCCAAAAAAAUACGGCUAUAUUGAUUACAGUAACGGCAAGCUGUUCUGGACAGAAUAUAAUUAUCUGCCAUUGUACUUUAUGCAUCCAUUCAAACUACACACCAACAGAAAUCGCUUAAGUGAAUUCUUAUUUAAGACGUACGUUUAUUAUUAUGGCGAUAAAGUGAGUCAGUGUAGCAAUACGGUAGUUAAUUGAAGGGUAUAGUCGGUAUAGGCCAAGUCUCUGUACGCUUGGGAAUUGAGACGAGGGUGGUUGCUUAUAGGGAUGAUCCAGUAAUAAUAAAUAAUUCUACAUACCA
Molecule: messenger RNA, 1454 nt
Organism: Actinia tenebrosa (Australian red waratah sea anemone)
Lineage: Eukaryota; Metazoa; Cnidaria; Anthozoa; Actiniaria; Actiniidae
Source: RefSeq, a predicted model, not a curated record